CUGCAUCUGGUAUCCUCAUCUCCACUGCGAGCUGAAACAUCAUGUCUCACCACUCCAUCCUUGGAAAUUCUGGACAUAAGCACUUUAGCUCCUGUUCAGUAGCUUUACCUAAACAUGGGAGCUCACACCACACUUUUUCACACUCAAAGGCUGCAUCUCAUGGUCACAAAGCAUUGCACUGCUUUAGCAGCCAAAGUGCCCAAGGCAUGAGUUCCAAGGGACACAAGAUCUCAUUUGGAAGUUUCCAUUCUGGAAAAAGUGGACAUGGAUCUGGACAUGGAUCUGGACAUGGAUCUGGACAUGGUUUUGGAGGAAUUGGCAAUGGAUUUGGGGGAGCUAGCAUCACUUCAGUUACUGUAAACCAAGGUCUGCUGGCCCCUCUUAACUUGGAGAUUGAUCCAAGCAUCCAACGAGUGAGGACUGAGGAGAAGAAUCAAAUUAGGGGAUUGAAUGACAAAUUUGCUUCCUUCAUAGACAAGGUGAGAUAUUUGGAACAACAGAAUAAGAUGCUGGAGACUAAAUGGGGUUUUCUACAAGAACAAAAAAGUUCUCGGAUUCAGAUAGAACCAUUGUUUGAGGCUUUUAUCAGUAACCUCAGGAGACAGCUGGAGAGCCUGGGUUGUGAGAGAGAACGUCUAGAAGGAGAACGGAACAGUAUGGAGCAAAAUGUUGAAGAACUAAGGAGAAAGUAUGAAGAAGAAGUGAACAGACGAACAACUGCAGAGAAUGAGUUUGUUGUUCUAAAGAGGGAUGUAGAUGCAGCUUUUAUGAAUAAAGCCGAGUUACAAGCAAAGGCUGAUUCUCUGAAUGAUGAGAUCAACUUCCUGAGGACCCUCUUCGAUGCAGAAAUAGCCCAGCUCCAGGCUCAGAUCUCAGAUACUUCAGUGGUUGUGUCCAUGGAUAACAGUCGGGAUCUGGACCUGGAUGGAAUCAUUGCUGAGGUCAGAUCUCAAUAUGAGGACAUUGCUAACAGGAGCAGAGCUGAAGCUGAAGCCAUGUACCAGUCACGGUUUGAGGAGCUUCGUACAGCUGCAGGAAGAAAUGGGAAUGAUCUGCAGAGCAGCAAAGAUGAGAUCUGUGAGCUAAACCGAGCAAUUCAGAGACUGAAAGGAGAGAUAGACAGCGUCAAAGCUCAGCGUGCUGCCCUUGAAGGAGCUAUAACUGAAGCUGAAGAACGUGGAGAAGCUGCUGUUAGAGACGCCAAGAACAAGCUUUCUGAGCUGGAAGGUGCUCUGCAGAAGGCCAAGCAGGACAUGGCUCGCCAACUGCGAGAAUACCAGGAGCUGAUGAAUGUGAAAUUGGCUCUGGAUAUUGAGAUUGCCACCUACAGGAAGAUGCUGGAAGGAGAAGAAUUCAGACUGGCUUCUGAUGGACAUGUUAACAUAUCUGUGCUACACUCCAGCACUGGAGGGAAACAUAGCUCAGGUGGAACAUCUCACGGUGGAAGUAGUCAUCAUAACAAGGGAGGAUUCAGCUCAAGUAGUCACCAUGUGUCCAAAAGCAAACACAUCUCUAGCCAUGGACACCACUGCUAAAGUCAAAAUGUAGAUUGUAGUAAAAGCUCUGAGUAUACUAAGUUUUAUUCCAUUUCUGCUGAAGAGUUGCAUAUUUUGUUAUCUUAUAUGCUUAUAUGUAACACACCACAAUGUUAUUCUCACAAUUCUGCUUAAUUUUAGACUUCUGCUCUCUCUGAUAUCUGAUUUUCUUGCAUGUUGAGUUUGUGACAGCUUUUCAAUAAAUUACUGCACACAA
Molecule: messenger RNA, 1752 nt
Organism: Pelobates fuscus (common spadefoot toad)
Lineage: Eukaryota; Metazoa; Chordata; Amphibia; Anura; Pelobatidae
Product: keratin, type II cytoskeletal cochleal-like
Exons: 9
Coding region: 42-1535 (497 amino acids)
Biological process (GO): keratinization; intermediate filament organization
Cellular component (GO): keratin filament
Molecular function (GO): structural constituent of skin epidermis
Source: RefSeq, a predicted model, not a curated record